This is a messenger RNA of Caenorhabditis angaria, 1269 nucleotides long. The record is from the annotation of a GenBank genome assembly. Lineage: Eukaryota; Metazoa; Nematoda; Chromadorea; Rhabditida; Rhabditidae.
AUGGCAACAACUAAUGAAGGUGUCAAAACACUAAUUCCAAUUAUCAAUGAAAAGGUCAAUCAGAAGAAUGAAACACAGAGAAAAUCUGUGGUCGUCGAUGUUUCAAAUUCAACAAAUGUUGCUCAAAAUAUCACCGUGAAUGGGACAAAAUUAGAAAAUCUUGUAGAUUUGGGAAAAAACGCUACUACCUCAGCUCCUGUGACCGAAAAACCCGAUAAGAAACAUGAUCCUCAAAGAAAUUCUUCAGUCCUCGAAUUUUCGAAUUCUACAGUUGUCUCUCAAAAUAUCACAGAGAAUGGAACAAAAACGGAAAAUCAUUUGAAGAAAGUUUUGGAUAAUCUUGUGGAUUUGGGAAAAAACGCUACAACCUCAGCUCCGGUGACAACAGAAAAACCCAAUAGUAAAAGUGAGACGAGAAAAUCUACAGUCGUCGAUGUUUCGAACUCAACGAAUGUUCCUCUGAACAUCACAGCGAAUGGAACAAAAACAGAAAAUCAAUUGAAAAAAGAGAACUCUUCAGUUUUGGCAAAUCUUGUAGGUUUGGGAGUAAACGCAACAACUUCAAUCACAGUCACAACAGAAAAACCAAACAGAAAAAAUGAGACACAGAGAACAUCUUCAGUAGUCGCUGUUUCAAAUGGAACAAAUAUUUCUCAAAAUAUCACUGGAAAUGGAACAAAAGCAGAAAAUCAAUUGAAAAAAGAAAAACCUUCAGUUCAGAAAAAUCUUGCAGAUUUGCUGAAAAACUCAACAACCGCAGCCCCAGUUUCAACGACAGAAAAACCAAACAGAAGAAGUGAGGCGCAGAGAAAAUCAUUAGUUAUUGUAGUUCCGGACACAGUAAACUCUCAUGAAAAUGAGAAAAAGUCGUUGGAAAAUGAUUCAAAAAAGGAUGAGGAAAUUAAAAGAAUUGAGAAAGUUGCCGAAAAACUUGAAUUAACAGCCGAAUCACUUGCAAAAACUCAAGAGAAACUAAAACCACAACCAAGAUAUAUAAAUUCAAAAGAUCUUUUGAAAACCGUUGCUCGUGCUGGUAGAUUUUCAAAAGUUUAUCCAGCAAUUGUUGUCGAUAAUGGAAAUGGUGAAAAAGAUAUUUUGAUCGAAGACGAACUUGGUGUCAGAGCUUCUGUUUUUCUCAAAUCUGAUCUUGCGGUAAGUUCAGACAGAUAUUUCUCGAUUAUAAAAGUAAUUUUACAGAAGCUUAUCGCAGACAAACAAAUUUCGAAGAUUUUAGACCACGAAAAGAAAAACAACGACGGGCUCUACUAA